AUGCCCGUUGCUGUCCCCACCACCACUACUCAUACCACAACAGCCUCCCUCAAAGGGAUAGCCAAAGCACAUUUAUCAAGACCCAAAAACGAUGAUGGUUCUCCCUUAUAUCCCGAGUUCAUGCCUUUCUAUGACCCUCUAGAGAAGGUAGAAGACCUUGGUGAAUUUGAUCACUUCGACCCUGGUCAUCGAGCAGAUCCAACUUUCCCAAAUCUCAUGAAAGAUGCAACUAAAUCUUUCGAUCUUUCUCCACAUGUCGGUACCGAAAUUCUUGGCGUACAAAUUUCACAAUUGAACUCUGCUGGAUUGGAUGAAUUGGCUCUGUUGACUGCGCAAAGAGGAGCCUUAGUGUUCAGAGAUCAAGAUUUCGGUGAUCUUGGAUUCGAAAAGCAAAAGGAGAUUGUACGACAUUUCGGUCCUUUACAUAUUCACGGUUGGGCACCUCAUCCUGCAGGAGGUUCCGAAGAACACAUGAUCAUCUACGACCACAAAGAUGAUCUUCGAGUACGAAAAUCCUGGGCUGGUAGAUCACCUGUUCAAUGGCACACUGAUCAAUCACCUGAACCUCAAACUCCGGGUACUACUUUCCUGUGUAUGCUUGAAUCCCCUUCUACAGCAGGUGGUGAUACCCUUAUCAGCUCGUCUGUAAGAGCGUACUACGCCCUAUCCCCCAAAUUCAGGAAAAGACUCGAUGGUCUUAUGGCUAUACACAGUAACUCUGAUGGUGUUCAACAAGAAAUGAAGAAUGCCAAUGCUGUCAUGAGAAGAAAGAUGUUGACUACUGCUCAUCCUGUCGUGAUCGUUCACCCAGUCACCAAGCAAAAGGCAUUAUAUGUCAACCCUGUAUAUACACAAAAGAUCGUCGGAUUUGACAAAGAAGAAUCCGAUUAUUUACUCAACUUCCUCUAUGACCACAUUGCCAAGAGACAAGACUUCUCUUGUAGAGUUCGAUACGAAGCUGGAACAGUCGUGAUUUGGGAUCAACGUGUAACCAACCACUCUCAAACUCUUGAUUAUCCAGUUGGAGAUCGAAGACACGCGUUCAGGUUGACUCCAUUGGCAAACAAGCCUAUUCCAGCACUUGUAGAAGAUGAUCAAGGAGAAUGCGCUGGGGACGAACAAAGGGUACAACUGAACCUUUGUUGA
Kwoniella shivajii is the source of this 1146-nucleotide messenger RNA. RefSeq lists its product as uncharacterized. Gene Ontology annotation, molecular function: 2-oxoglutarate-dependent dioxygenase activity. NCBI's taxonomy places the organism in Eukaryota, Fungi, Basidiomycota, Tremellomycetes, Tremellales, Cryptococcaceae. The record is from RefSeq and is a predicted model, not a curated record. The transcript is spliced from 8 exons. Bases 1 to 1146 code for a protein of 381 amino acids. Gene Ontology annotation, cellular component: cytoplasm.